AUGGGAAAUGUGCGAUCGUUAUCAAGUAAAAUCGACGAGCUCUCAGCACUGGUACGGCGUCAGAGGGAAUACCGAGAGUGUAGCCUGAUGUGUUUCAUGGAUGAAUCAUGGAUGCACCAGGACAUUCCUGACGAGAAUGCUUCCGUGGAAGGCUUCCACACUGUUUGGGCGGACAGGGACAGCAUUGCUAGCGCUGCAUGUGACACUACCCACUCUGCCAUAGCCCGGUUACAGACUGAGCACCCGAGUGCCUUUAUUGUAAUCUCGGGUGACUUCAACCAUGUAUCACUGGACAAUACACCAACAUUCAGACAAUAUGUGGACUGUCCCACCAGGGGAGAGAAAAUUUUAGACCUACUGUAUGCUAAUGUCAAGAUGCAUACAGCUCCUCCUCCCUACCCCCACUUGCUGGGAGAGGCAGCGGCGGAGAAGCCGCGGGAUGAGUCGGAGGUGCCCGUGCUAGGGGAGUCCACGCCACCAAAGCCCGAGGCUGAACAGAGCGGCCUCACCUCCACCAGAGGCCAGUGUGUGGUGUGGUCCGGCGUGCUGGACGCCUGCCCAGCUGCCUAUGAGCCCAGGCUCAAUGACACGCCGGCUGCGCCGCUGCUUGCCACUGUCAUGGUGAUAUUGGUUCAUCCCAGUGAGGCAGUCACAGAGCUGCGCAGGAUGAACAUAGAGGAACCUGACCGGAUCUUCUUCAAGAGCCGGUUCCGCUCAAGCUUGUUCGCUAGAACGACCACGUGUAACGUAUGUUUACGUCCAACUGAGCAGCCUGUGUGUAACUACACUGACCUCCAUACAGGUGAGCCAUGGUUCUGCUACAAGCCAACAAAUCUGAGUUGUAAUGCCAGGAUCAGCAACUACAAUGGAGGAUAUAAAAAGAACCUGACAACUAUGGAGAAGCUUUUUCAGAGAGGUGUAAAUAUGAAAGUCUCCAUUCCGGCUUCAGGACCAGCCAGCGUCACCAUUUUGCCAAAACAGAAAGGUCAGUCAGAGGUGAGCAGCAGCAGUGGGGAGUCUGAACCCUCUGGCUAUUACUACCAGGGUGUGUGGCGAGCACUAGAUGGUUCCACAGUUCACCAGUUCAACACUUCCUCAGCCAUCACUCAGUGUCUGAAAGGAAAGGUGGUCCAUAUGUAUGGAGACUCCACAAUGAGGCAGUGGUUUGAGUACCUUAAUGCAUCACUACCAGAUCUAAAGGAGUUUAACCUGCAUAGCCCCAAGUCUAUCGGACCUUUAAUGGCGCUGGACUAUGCAAACAAUAUCUUUGUGACGCACCGCGCCCACGGUCCUCCUCUGCGUACUGUCAGUGUCCCCUCCAUGGAGCUGCAUUAUAUUGCCAAUGAGCUGGACAAUGUGGUUGGAGGUAGUAACACUGUAGUAGUUUUUGGCAUCUGGGCACACUUUGACAAUUUCCCUAUUGAGUUCUACAUCCGCAGACUGAUGUCCAUUCGCAGGGCAGUGGUAAGGCUACUGUCCAGAGCUCCAGGCACUGUGGUUGUCAUUCGGACUGGAAAUCCCAAAUCUUUUACACCCUCUGGUGCAUUUGUCAACAGCGACUGGUACACUUUUCAGCGGCUAAAGGCACUCAGGGCUGUGUUCAAAGGCUUCAAUGUCCAUCUGGUCGAUGCCUGGGAGAUGGUUCUGGCCCACCACCUGCCACACAACAUGCACCCACAACCUCCAAUCAUCAAGAACAUGAUUAAUGUUCUUUUAUCCUAC
This is a messenger RNA of Neolamprologus brichardi, 1722 nucleotides long. Lineage: Eukaryota; Metazoa; Chordata; Actinopteri; Cichliformes; Cichlidae. The record is from RefSeq and is a predicted model, not a curated record.